Messenger RNA from Monoraphidium neglectum, 911 nucleotides. Its product is annotated as Protein translocase subunit secA. Gene Ontology annotation, molecular function: ATP binding; ABC-type protein transporter activity. Gene Ontology annotation, cellular component: membrane. The record is from RefSeq and is a predicted model, not a curated record. The transcript is spliced from 6 exons. Lineage: Eukaryota; Viridiplantae; Chlorophyta; Chlorophyceae; Sphaeropleales; Selenastraceae. The annotation marks the transcript as partial. Gene Ontology annotation, biological process: protein import; protein targeting.
AUGUUCAAGCAGGAUCCGUCAGAGAACACGCGGAAGAAGUACCAAGACCGCGUGGACGCCAUCAAUGCCCUCGAGCCCAAGAUCCAGGCCAUGUCCGAUGAGGAGCUGCGCGGCAUGACCGAGCAGUUCAAACAGAGGGUCAAGCGGGGCGAGUCCCUCGACUCACUGCUGCCCGAGGCGUUUGCGGUCGUUCGCGAGGGCUCGCGCCGCGUGCUGGGCCUGCGGCCGUUUGACGUGCAGCUCAUCGGCGGCAUGAUCCUGCACGACGGCCAGAUUGCCGAGAUGAGGACCGGCGAGGGCAAGACGCUGGUGGCGGUGCUGCCGUCGUACCUGAACGCGCUGUCUGGCGCGGGCGUCCACGUGGUGACCGUGAACGAUUACCUCGCGCGCCGCGACAGCGAGAGCAGCUCCGCCGGCGAGGCGGCGGCCCGCGCUCGCCGCGGCUUGAGCCAGCGGGGCGGGCGCGACGAGCGGGGGCCCCGGCAGCGUCGCGGCAGGCGCGCUUCGCGGCGCAGGGGCCAGCAGCGACGUGACGGGCGUCGGCGGCGUGCAGCAGGGUCGAGGCAGCUGCGGCUGCAGCAGCUGCGGCUGCAGCAGCUGCGCAGCGGCAGCGGCCGCAGCGGCGCCGUGCGCACGUCGGUGCCCCGCUUCCUGGGCAUGAACGUGGGCCUCAUCCAGGCGGACAUGGACCCCGAGAGCCGCCGCGCCGCGUACGCGAGUGACAUCACCUACGUCACCAACAGCGAGCUGGGGUUCGACUACCUGAGGGAUAACCUGGCGGGGGCCCCCGCGGAGCUGGUGCUGCGCGCCGCCCAGCCGUUCAACUUCUGCGUGAUCGAUGAGGUGGACUCGAUCCUCAUCGACGAGGCGCGCACCCCCCUCAUCAUCAGCGGGGUCAGCGACCAGCCCAG